AUGGAGACGGCUUCGGCGCGCGCGAGGUCGGAGGCGACCGGGUGGCGGAAGAAACCUGCGUUUACCAAGAGGUACUUGGACACUGUGUGGCCCAGGAGCUAUUGGAGCGGCCCGCGCAGCCGCAGCCGCAGCGCCUUCUGCCAUUACAAGCCGAGCCAAUCUGCGAGCCCCACAGCUGGAAAGCCUCAGGCGUGGGCACCGGAAGAGAGAUCCAAGAAGGCUCGUGAGAAGCCGACCCUCGUGCCUCAAGAAAAGGCGGAGAUGCGGCCGGGCGCCAACAUGUUUUUGCAAGAGAAGAGGCCCUCCUCCUUUUACGCCAAUCUGCCUUCGACAGAGGAAAUGCUCAUGAGGGACAAAAGAAGACAGGAGGUCUUCAUGAAAAUGGCGCAAGUCGGGUCUUUGAAGCUGGUCAUGGCACAGGUCGAGGUUACCUCCGGCUACCAAUUCGCAGACGCCAAAGACUUCAUGAAGCUGUAA
This is a messenger RNA of Effrenium voratum, 477 nucleotides long. Lineage: Eukaryota; Dinophyceae; Suessiales; Symbiodiniaceae. The record is from the annotation of a GenBank genome assembly.